Messenger RNA from Apodemus sylvaticus (European woodmouse), 2015 nucleotides. It is a transcript of the gene Mapk4, whose product is annotated as mitogen-activated protein kinase 4. Gene Ontology annotation, molecular function: ATP binding; MAP kinase activity. Gene Ontology annotation, biological process: cell surface receptor signaling pathway; protein phosphorylation; intracellular signal transduction. Gene Ontology annotation, cellular component: cytoplasm; nucleus. NCBI's taxonomy places the organism in Eukaryota, Metazoa, Chordata, Mammalia, Rodentia, Muridae. The record is from RefSeq and is a predicted model, not a curated record. Bases 100 to 1863 code for a protein of 587 amino acids. The transcript is spliced from 6 exons.
UUGACAGAAUGAGGUAUGCUGGGGAAGCCACCAGCUGGAACUUAGCCUUUCCUGACUGCCCCUGCAUUUCACAGUCGGCCCCAGACCACUGAGGCAACAAUGGCUGAGAAGGGCGACUGCAUUGCCAGUGUCUACGGGUAUGACCUUGGUGGGCGCUUCGUUGACUUCCAACCCCUAGGCUUCGGGGUUAACGGGCUGGUGCUGUCGGCUACAGACAGCAGGGCUUGCCGGAAGGUAGCCGUGAAGAAGAUCGUUCUGAGUGAUGCCCGGAGCAUGAAGCACGCGCUCCGGGAGAUCAAAAUCAUCCGGCGCCUGGACCACGACAACAUUGUCAAAGUGUACGAGGUACUAGGACCCAAGGGUAGCGAUCUGCAGGGCGAGCUCUUCAAGUUCAGCGUGGCCUAUAUCGUCCAAGAGUACAUGGAGACCGACCUGGCGUGCCUGCUAGAGCAGGGUACCCUGACUGAGGAGCACGCCAAGCUCUUCAUGUACCAGCUACUCCGCGGGCUCAAGUACAUCCACUCCGCCAACGUGCUGCACCGGGACCUGAAGCCCGCCAACAUUUUCAUCAGCACGGAGGAUCUUGUGCUGAAGAUUGGGGAUUUCGGGUUGGCAAGAAUCGUGGACCAGCAUUAUUCACACAAGGGUUAUCUGUCGGAAGGGCUGGUGACAAAGUGGUACCGCUCUCCACGACUGCUCCUGUCCCCGAACAACUACACAAAAGCCAUCGAUAUGUGGGCAGCUGGCUGCAUCCUGGCAGAGAUGCUCACGGGGAAAAUGCUCUUCGCUGGGGCUCACGAGCUGGAGCAGAUGCAACUCAUCCUGGACACCAUCCCCGUGGUCCGGGAGGAAGACAGGGAGGAGCUGCUCAGGGUGAUGCCGUCCUUCGUCAGCAGCACCUGGGAGGUGAAGAGGCCGCUGCGCAAGCUGCUCCCGGAAGUCAACAGCGAAGCCAUUGACUUUCUGGAGAAGAUCCUGACCUUUAACCCCAUGGACCGCUUGACAGCUGAGAUGGGGCUCCAGCAUCCUUACAUGAGCCCGUAUUCGUGCCCCGAGGACGAGCCUACCUCACAGCACCCCUUCCGCAUCGAAGAUGAGAUCGAUGACAUAGUACUGAUGGCUGCCAGUCAGAGCCAGCUCUCCAACUGGGACAGGUGCGGAUCACAGUAUCCUGUGAGCCUGUCGUCAGAUCUGGAGUGGCGGCCUGACCGGUGCCAGGAUGCUAGCGAGGUGCAGCGCGACCCACGCGCAGGCUCCACACCGCUGGCGGAGGAUGUUCAAGUGGACCCACGCAAGGACUCACAGAGCAGCUCCGAGCGCUUCCUGGAGCAGUCACACUCGUCCAUGGAGCGCGCCUUUGAGGCCGACUAUGGACGGUCCUGUGACUACAAAGUGGGCUCUCCGUCCUACCUGGAUAAGCUACUGUGGCGUGACAACAAGCCCCACCACUACUCAGAACCCAAGCUCAUCCUGGACCUGUCACACUGGAAGCAGGCGGCCAGCGCACCCCCCAGGGCUGCAGUAGCAGCGGACUCGGUGUCCCGUGAGGAUGAACCAGCAAGCCUCUUUCUGGAGAUUGCGCAGUGGGUCAAGAGCACACAAAGUGGCCCCGAGCGUGCCAGUCCUCCGCCUGAUGCCCCAGAGCCCCGUCUCUCUGCCUCACCCCCGGGACACCCGACACCCAUCGAUGGGGGUGCCAGUCCCCAGUUCGACUUAGACGUGUUCAUCUCGCGUGCCCUAAAGCUCUGCACCAAACCUGAGGACCUACCGGAAAACAAACUGGGCGACCUGAAUGGUGCAUGCAUCUCCGAGCACCCUGGCGACCUCGUGCAGACAGAGGCCUUCUCCAAAGAAAGGUGGUGAGCACAGAUGGGGUGCGGGCGAACACCCGGAGCAAGACCCCACCCAGAAAGCUGGACCCUCUCUGCUGCAUUGAGGUUAGCAGAACGGACGCGGAUCUGGGGAGCAAGACGAAUGUCCAUUUCUUAAACUGCCUUAAUAACUAGCCUUUAACC